This is a messenger RNA of Dictyostelium purpureum, 633 nucleotides long. RefSeq lists its product as uncharacterized. NCBI's taxonomy places the organism in Eukaryota, Evosea, Eumycetozoa, Dictyosteliales, Dictyosteliaceae. Bases 1 to 633 code for a protein of 210 amino acids. The transcript has a single exon. The record is from RefSeq and is a predicted model, not a curated record.
AUGAGUAUGGAUAAUAAAGUUUCAAAUAAUAGUAAUAACAAUAAAGUCAAAAUAAAGCAACAAAAAGAUACAGAUAAUGAAACAGAAAAAAAACAAACCAUCGAAAUUGUUACCCAUUCAUCCAAUGUUACAAAUUUAAUUGACUCAUGGUUAUUAGGAUCAUCGUUUUUAGAUAAAUAUAAAGAAGAGGAUAACGAAAAUGAAAAUGUUUUAUCAAAAUAUACAAUGGAUAGCAAUAAAUCAAUUUCGAAUGACCCAAAUCAAAAUAUACAUGUAAAAAAUAGUUCACCAUUUCAUUUAUUAGAUAACAACAACAACAACAAUAAUAAUAAUAAAAAUAAUAAAAACAAUAACAACAAUAAUAACAAUAAUAAAAACCAAAAUAACAAUAGUAACAAUCCUGUUAAAAAAGGUGAGAUUACAGCGGCUACAAAAAAUCAAUUAGAUAAUAUUUUAAAUAGUAAUAAUAAAAAACAAAAAAAUUUUAUAACAAGCCAAAAUAACAAUCAUUUAUUCAGAUCCCAUCCAUAUUCAAAGAAUUCAAAAAAUAAUAACGAUGAUGAAAGCAGAAGGUCUUCAAUUGGUAAACUAAGAUCCAAUAAUACUCCCAAAAAGAUUGGAAUGUGGGAUUAA